UUCGCAAGCCAGCAAUUCUCUGCCGCCUUGCUGAACGUUAAUAUGAAGAAAUCACAGCCAAGACAAGCCUCCAGCACGCUUGUUUUCCUCACUGUAAUCUGUCUUGUAGGAUUCAUUCAUGUUGAGGUUGAACUUCACGUUCAUCGAAAAAUGCUUCAAGAAUUAAAUCAACUAAAGGAAGAAAACCUCCAGAUACGAAACAAGGGAAGUGACGAAGAUAUGUCUUCCUUGGAACAUACCUCAGAUAAAGAUCUAGAGUUUCACGUACGUCACAAGCGUCGGGUGCAAACCCUCAAAAACAAAAGAAAUGUUAGCGACAGCAUCGAUCGCGAUGUCAUCCAAAGGGAAGUGCGACUUGCUUUGAGCGACAUAACCUGUAAAGUACAUUGCCCCAAAAGCACUAGGGGAAAACGAGGAAGACCGGGCCUCAAAGGCCCUCCAGGAAAACACGGACCACCCGGACCACAGGGGAUUAAGGGCCCUAAGGGAAACCAAGGCCCCCCGGGUACCCAGGGACCUCCAGGACCUAUAGGACCCCCCGGAGUUAAGGGAAACCCUGGCAAAUCCACCUCAACUCCUUCGAUCGUGGUACUUCCAAAGUCUCAGGUGGUAAACGCAAGUGGAACAGCCUCGUUUCAAUGCCUGGCUGCUGGAAAUCCAGAGCCAGAGGUGACAUGGUUAAAGCAGAACUCAACUCUUCCCACGGAUAAGCGUAUUGUGGCAUCACGUGGAAGUCUGGUGAUCACGAGUGUUACGUCAGGGGAUGACGGAAUGUACACUUGUGUUGCAAAAAACAUCUUGGGAAUGAUGAAUGCUACAGCUGCGUUGUCUAUUCAAGUUGGUGCCAACAUUAUUCGGAAACCUUCGUCUGUACUUGUUGAAGAAAACCAAAACGUGACCCUGGUCUGCCAAGCCAGCGGUCAGCCGACUCCAACGGUCACAUGGCAGAAAGCCUUGAGCCAACUACCGAGGAAAAAGACGACAGUGGUCAAUGGAACCCUGACUAUUUCUAAUAUAGAAAAAGCAGACGGGGGAGCUUACGCAUGCGUAGCAACGAAUCUACUCGGAGAAGACUCAGCUGUCGCCCAAGUGACAGUUCUUGACACACUCAAAUUUAGAAUAACCCCUCCACAAAAAGUGAAUGUAUCAGCCUCCAGCAAAGUAGUUUUACACUGUGCAGCACAAGGUGCACUAAAUAUAUUUUGGAAAAAGUCGGGUCAAGCACUUCCUCAAAAUCAUGUUCUGUAUCCAAAUGGAACUUUGCUGCUUACGAAAGUUUCUCCAAAUGAGGCUGGGAGUUACUCAUGUGAAGCUAAAAAUUUUCAGCGGUCUAUCGAGGCAACAUCAGUCGUCGAAGUUUUUAAGCCCGGGCCCAAGUCCGGCUGCAGCAGAAUAAAAGCAGAGAAGCCUGGUGCCCCGUCAGGUAAUUACAUCAUUGACCCUGAUGGCAAAGGAGGCGUGACACCCUUCAGUGUGUACUGUGACAUGAGUGACAAGGGUGGAGUUGGCGUGACUGUCAUCAGUCACGACAGUGAGAGUAGAACUCACGUCGGAAAUACAAAUGGAUGUGAAUCCCCAGGAUGUUACAGGAAAGAUGUACGAUAUACUGGAGUCAGCACCGCUCAGCUAGCAGCGCUCACUCAAGUCUCAAAGAACUGUGAACAGUUUAUCAAGUACGAAUGUAAAAAUGACGUAGCGUCGGUUUCGGAUGGUUAUGCUUGGUGGGUGUCACGUAAUGGAACACGGAUGAAUUACUGGGGCGGAGCAAGAGGUCAUUAUAGAAUGUGCGCAUGCGGAGUGACAAACUCUUGCACCACUAGUAAAAGGUGCAACUGCGAUGGUAAUUGGUUUUUGUUUAAUAAGGCCGGCUGGAGAGAGGAUAGUGGCCUUUUGACAGACAAGUCUGUCCUGCCCGUCUCACAAAUUAGACUUGGUGACUUGGGGGACUGGCCACGAGAAGAAGGAUAUCACACACUAGGAAAGCUCAAGUGUAACGGAGAAGCAUAAGAGCC
Messenger RNA from Pocillopora damicornis (cauliflower coral), 2012 nucleotides. RefSeq lists its product as uncharacterized. Lineage: Eukaryota; Metazoa; Cnidaria; Anthozoa; Scleractinia; Pocilloporidae. The record is from RefSeq and is a predicted model, not a curated record. Gene Ontology annotation, molecular function: extracellular matrix structural constituent.